CUCUCAUAUUACUCGACAUAACAUUAAUAUAAAAAUAAUUAAACUCAGAAUUAUACAGUCAUGUCAACGGGCUUUGAUAGUUCACUGAUGGUCGCCGGUCUGACAUCUGCAUGGCCGGCUGCCGUAUCAAUUGCCUUUCAUGCGGCUGCGUCGCUCAUCUGCACAACUCGGUCGCAUCAAUUACACCGCCAAACAUCGCCUCCACGCUUACAAAUGCGCAGAUGGCGAGCAGUAUCAGCAAAGCUGACUGCAGCUAGUACGGCAAUCCUGUGCUCCACAAUACUGGCGGUCCAGCAAUGCCAAUCCGAGCAAUAUCCAAGCCCCGAAUCGCUGCCGAUGUCGCUUCUAGGAAUGCUGGCCGGUGUUCUGCAGCUGAUCUCGUCGCUGAGCGCUCUAUUGCUCCAUUGCAUUCACAGCGGACGCAGCUCAGUGUCUUCGGAUGUGCUGCUUGUGUACUGGCCCGUGUCGCUGGCCCUCUCGCUGCUAGUACUCAGAAGCAAGACUAAGCUCGACAGUUUUGGCAACUUGCAUGGCACCGCGCUAUUGCCGCAUGUGGUAUUUGUGUUUGCCGCAGCGUUCGCAUUCUGGGCCGAACUGGAUACUGGCCAGCCGACCCGGCGGCACCAGCCCAUUUAUAUACCGCAGGAUGACCGAGAGAAUGACAGCGGCGACCACCGUGACAACAACAAUACCAGAUGCGGGCGCAGAGAGCGUCAGCAUGCCAAUAUAUUCUCGCGAUGGACGUUUGCGUGGAUGACGCCGCUAAUCGACGAGUCGUACGAACGCGCAUGCAACGGACGCAAUGGCGGCGAGGCAGAAAUGCUGGGAUUGCCCAAAAAGCUGGCCGGCAAUGCAGCGUGCGACGGGUUUUUCGCUGCCUGGGACUUUGAAUGCCGGGCAGGCACGCAACAGCCACGGCUGCUGUGGCUCUUGGUCAACGGCAUUUCGCACGAUUUACUUGUCUCGGGCUUGUACCUGGCAUUUUCAACUAUGGCACAACUGUUGCAGCCGCUGCUGCUGAAGCGCGUCAUUGUGUUUUUCCACCAGUAUCGCUCGGUCGAAAAUGUCACACUGGACGACGGUCUGGUCCUGGCACUGGGAAUGGGCAUUUUGGGACUGGUGCGUACCGUCACCUACCAGAUGUACUGGCACAAGCUGAUGCAGCCGUACUUGUGGCUGGUGCGCGUGCUAUCGGGGCUAGUAUAUCGGAAGAUUCUGCGCCAGUCAAACGAAUCCAGGUUGCGGCAUACGACGGGCGAGAUUGUCUCGUACUUGAGUGUGGACGCAGAAAAAUUAGCGACGGCAGUCAACUACGUACAUUGUAUUUGGGAGUACCCCUUGCGCGUGGCCAUUGUGAUGUGUGCGUUGUACCGCACAUUGGGGUACAGCGCGUUUGGUGGCGUGGCACUGCUGGUCGCCAAUACUCACCUGAGCGUUCUGCUCGCGGGUUUGCUCGGCAAGCAGAUCAAGACGCUGGCCGACAGUCGCGAUCAACGAAUGCGCGCUGUCAACGAGACAUUGGCCAACAUCAAGGGCAUCAAGCUUUACUCAUGGCAGGCAGCGUUUGCUGCCAAGAUCAGCCGUGUACGUGACACCUUGGAGCUGGCAGCCUUACACGACGUCGGCUUGUGGAAGAGCGUCAUGUCGCUCACCUCUUCGCUGGCAACAGUGCUGAUUAGCCUGGCCACGUUUGCCACGUACGAGUGCUUUGACGGCGUCUCGCGUGGCCCGCUGACUUCGCAGCUCAUAUUCGUCUCAAUGAUGUUGUUCUUGUUACUCCAGGAGCCUGUUACAGAGAGCCCAACGGUUAUUGCCAUAUUGGUUAGCGCGGCUCGGUCGUUUGGCCGCUUGCAGGAUCUGGCACUAAGCACUGAGGUUGUGCCUGUGAGCGGCACCAAUAACGCGAGAACCGCAGGCAGCGGCUGCAAAGGUACAGGUGCCUACUCGGAAGCUUAUUGUAGGCGUGCAACCGCCGAAUUGCGAGACGUGGAUGUUGCGGUCCGGAUGAGCGGCGCCACGUUCAAGUGGAUAGACGGCGACUGUGUUCCUGUGCUCAGCAAUGUCGACAUUGAAUGCAAGCGCAGCGAGCUUGUAGCGGUGAUUGGCAGAGUCGGCUCGGGCAAGUCAUCGCUGGCGUCGGCGAUUCUCGGUGAAAUGGUCAAAAGCGCCGGCAGCGUGGCCAUCAGCGGUAGCGUUGCAUACGUGCCACAGCAGCCUUGGAUCAUGAACGCGACCCUGCGCGACAACAUUUUGUUUGGCAGCCGAUUUGAGCAAGAGUUUUACGACAGGGUCAUCGACGCCUGCGCGCUGGGCCCCGAUCUCGAGAUGAUGUCGGGUGGCGACAUGACUGAGAUUGGCGAAAAGGGCAUCAACCUGUCGGGCGGCCAGAAGGCGCGAGUAUCGCUGGCGCGUGCUGUGUACUCGCGAGCUGAUAUCUACAUUCUGGACGACCCGCUGGCUGCCAUCGACGCGCAUGUGGGCAAGCACAUAUUCACUCAUGUGCUGGGCCCGCAGAGCCUGCUUAAUACGCGCGCGCGCAUCCUGGUCACCAACGCAACUGCACACAUAUUGGACUGUGCAGACCGGGUGUAUUCUUUGCUUGAUGGGCGUGUUUUUAUGGAGGAGUCAGCUACGCGCGACCCGGCUGCCAGCCAGUACUUUAGUCGCAGUGCCUCCGACAGCAGCCUAUCUGUUGAUGAAACGCUGGCGUUGCAGCAAACGCCAGCUGUAGAUGCAGACGAGGUUGGCACCGCAAUUCUGGAGCCCAACCCAAGCUAUGGUAUCAUCAAGCGUGAGAACCGGCAUGUGGGCAGUGUUAGUUGUGUAACAAUAUGGUUCUACUUGGACUGCUGUGGCCGCGCAAAUCUGGGCGCCCUUGUCGCAACUGUGCUGUUGACACUAGUGCUCAGCGCGAGCAGCAAUAUCUGGUUAACUCGCUGGGCCGACAUUAACGACGAUAAUACUCGCGACAGCAGGGGUGUUUUGCAAAGGCGCAGUGCAAACCCCAUAUACCAUUUGGCAAUAUACGGCUUGCUCGGUACUGCUGGUGCCUUGUCGAUGGCUGCCUCAGCAUUGAUUCUUUGGCUGCGCUGCUCAUUGGCAGCAUCUAGGACCACACACAAGCGCAUGCUGCACAGCGUGCUAAGAUCGCCAAUGUCGUUUUUUGAUUCCACGCCGUUAGGCCGCAUCCUUGGCUUGUUUGGCAGCGACCAGACGCUGACGGACGAUAAUGUCCCGGCUGCAGCGGAGGCAGGCAUUAAGGCAAUGGUGCAGGUGUUGGUCGCGCUAUUCCUAGUCGUGAUAUCAGCGCCAAUGAUGCUGAUAUUUUUUGUGCCCCUGUCGCUCGUGUACAUUAAUUUGCAGAAAUUCUCGCUUAUAUCAGUUGAGCGUAUACGCAAAUACUCACAACUGCCAGCAGAGGCACCAGAGUUCGUCCAGAAUUGCAGUCUGAGCCGGUCCUGGCCCGAGCAAGGCAUGGUUGAGUUUAAAAACUAUUCGACCAGGUACCGCGAAGGACUUGACCUGGUGCUCCGUAACUUGUCGUUCCGCGUACUUCCCAAGCAGAAGGUCGGCAUUGUGGGCCGCACAGGCGCUGGCAAAUCUUCGCUGACUCUGGCACUGUUCCGGGUCAUCGAAGCCGCAGGCGGCCAGAUUUUGAUCGAUGGUGAGGAUAUUUCCCAGUACGGUCUGUACGACGUGCGCAGCAAACUGUCGAUCAUUCCGCAGGACCCUGUGCUGUUUGCCGGCACGGUUCGCGAGAACCUUGAUCCCUUCAACAGCCACUCGGAUCAGGAGAUCUGGUGCGCACUCGAGCACGCGCACCUGGCUGACGUUGUGCGUGCCAAGGACGAAGCACUCGAAUUUAUGGUCGCGCAUGGCGGUGAUAACUUUAGCGUUGGUCAGCGCCAGCUCGUCUGCCUUGCGCGUGCACUGCUCAAGCGCGCCAAAGUGCUUGUGCUUGACGAAGCCACAGCUUCGAUUGACAACUCGACCGAUUCGAUCAUCCAGGAGUCCAUUCGCAAGGAAUUUAAGGACUGCACCGUGCUGACUAUUGCACACAGGCUCAACACAAUUGUCGACAGCGACAUGAUUUUGGUCAUUGAUGGUGGUAAGGUCGCCGAGUAUGACACACCGGGAAACCUGCUGGCAGACAAGACUAGCUUGUUUGCCCACCUCGUCGAGAAAGCCUACACCAUAAACUCGGUGAAUUCAUAG
Molecule: messenger RNA, 4215 nt
Organism: Kickxella alabastrina
Lineage: Eukaryota; Fungi; Kickxellomycota; Kickxellomycetes; Kickxellales; Kickxellaceae
Product: P-loop containing nucleoside triphosphate hydrolase protein
Exons: 3
Coding region: 61-4215 (1384 amino acids)
Biological process (GO): transmembrane transport
Cellular component (GO): membrane
Molecular function (GO): ATP hydrolysis activity; ABC-type transporter activity; ATP binding
Source: RefSeq, a predicted model, not a curated record